AUGAAGCAUACAGAGAACAGAAUGGACCAGCCCACAUCAUUGUCACAGCUUUUGCGGGAAAACUACCUUGCAGAGGCCAGGGCUCACCACAGACAUGGAGAAAUGGGUCACCCGGAUUCUUCCUCCUCACGACGUCUCGUGUACGGAACUCUUAAAGGCAAGGCGGAGGAAUCUGGGACACGUGAGGAUUCUCAGUUCCCCGACCUGUCAGCCUUCCUCAGUCAAGAGGAGCUCGACAAAAGUGUCAAUCUUGCCAGACAAGCCAUUGGUCACGAACCCCACGAAAAUGAAAGGUCUGAGGUCAAACCUCCACAGAUUCCCGCCUCUGAGACUCCAGAGAUGGCCUCACCCAUCAUAAAACCUCCUGUUGAAAAAGAGACUAGCCCACUAACACAGCCAUUCACAUCAAACAAACUGCCGCUCCAAAACCCGGUGUUGUCUCUCCCUGACAAUGUGAUGAGGAACAACAGAGCUCCCAGAGAGCCGUCUCAGGACUUCAAGCGGCCCGAGAGGAACACGCCUUAUGGUCCCGAGACCCAGUCCAAAAAAGAGUUCCUCAACAAAGCUGCCGACUUCAUUGAGGAACUCUCCUCACUCUUUAAGGCCAACAGCUCCAAGAGGGUACGGCCUCGGUCCUUCAAGGGCCACAGGAGCAGGUACCAGAACAAGCCCCAGCCCGAUGGCACAGCUUUCAGUCUCAGUGUUGCUGAUGAGAGGGAGAGGCCCGUUCACUCUUUCAGCACUGACCAGCCAGAGGCCCUGUGUGAGGAGUUCCCCGAACAGGAAGUUGAAAUGCCAGGGCAGGAUUCGAUCAUGCCUGUGGCUGCGCCAGAGGAGGAAGCUGAGGCUGAAGCUGAGGCUGAAGAUGAGGCCAAUGCUGUGGCUGAGGUCGAGGCUGAGAACCCAGCCCUGCUGGAGGGCCAGAGCUCGGAGGAGCCUGUCUACGAGCCUCCCCACUUCAUCCAGAAGAUCAAAAGUCGGGAGGUUCCAGAGGGAAGCAAGGUCCAGCUGGACUGUAUUGUGAGAGGUCUCCCUGUGCCUGAAGUUCGGUGGUUCUGUGAGGGGAAAGAGUUGGAGAACAGUCCUGACAUCCAGAUCAUCACCAAUGGAGAACUGCACUCCCUGAUCAUUGCUGAGGCAUUUGAAGAAGACACGGGACGAUACUCCUGUUUCGCAUCCAACUUCUAUGGCACAGAUUCAACAUCUGCAGAAAUUUAUAUUGAAGGCGCCUCCUCUUCAGACUCGGAGCCAGAACAGCCUUUUGAACAUUUAGAAGAACAGUUGGAGGAGAAAGCAGCCCAGUCCCAAAGCACUUUGCCUUCAGUCUCCAGCAGUACGGCUAAUGCGUUCGUUGUGGACUCACCGUCUGCACCGGCAACACUUUACCCUGAAGCUGCACCAGCCUCAGAGGUUCCCACGCAGCCAGCCGCUAGCGAGGACCCGUCUCCUCCUCCACCCACCCAAGUCCUCCCCACUCCUCUGCCCACUGCCCAGGCGAGCCCUCCUCUGGCGAGCCCUCAGCUGGAACCAGCACCUGUAACGGCCCAAGACAUCAGCACGCCUGCCCCCAUACAGGAGAUUCCUCCAGAGCAUCCCUCACUUGUGCAGCCAACAGCCACCCAGGUGGUCUCCUCAUUGGUUAGCACUCAGCUGGAAUCGAGCCCACCACCGCCGCCUCCCGUGGGGAUUCCCCUAUCUCCACCCGCCCUGACUACCUCCACGCCUCCGUCCAUCCCAGAGGAGACGGUGGUACCUUUGGCUCAAGCGCUUCCCGCCUCACUACCUCCUCUUGUGGUGUCCACCCAGUCAAAUGCACUUGAGGGUCAGAAUGGUGGCAGCUAUCCUCAAGGUUUAGAUGGAAGGCCAAUAAUGGCGGCCCCUGUUUUUACAAAGAGUCUGCAGGAUGUGCUUGCGCAGGAGGGCCAGCUGGUGGUGCUAGAGGGCCGUGUGAAAGGAGUGCCCUCCCCUAAGGUGGAGUGGUACAGAGAGGGGACUCUCAUAGAGGACUCGCCUGACUUCAGGAUCCUGCAGAAGAAGCCUCGAUCUAUGGCAGAAUCAGAGGAGAUAUGCACUUUGGUUAUUGCUGAAGUCUUCCCUGAAGAUUCUGGAACAUUCACUUGCACGGCCAGUAAUAAAUAUGGCACUGUCUCCAGUAUUGCAGCACUGAAAGUAAAAGGCAGUGACACCAACACAAACCAUGUAAAAACAGUACCCAGCCUAAACCUGGAGUCCGCACUCCGCACGGUGUCCAAACAGACAACCUCCGAGUAUAAGGCAUCCAGUGUAAAGUCGCAGCUGGAUGGCUCCCUGACCAACUGCAGCAAGGCUUACUCCAGUACGCUCUCCCUCGACCCCCUCAGCAACAGCUCCCUCCGCUUAGACGCCUACAGCGCCAGCAUGCCCAGCCUUGACCCACUAAGCCUCGGCGGCCCCCACCUUGACGCUUUCAGGUCCAGCCUCUCGCGCGCCGACCCCACCAGCUUCAGUAUGCCACGCCUUGACCCACUGAGCUUUAACCUGAGCGCCCCACCCUACGAGCCCCCCAGCUCCGGCCCCCUCCAGCUAAACCCUCAUGCCCCCAGCCUGUGGCGCAACCACCAUGAGGCCGACCACGGUCCUCCCAAGGAGCCCGGCCCCAUCCUAGCAGCCCCCGCAGAACCUCUAACCUCCUGCCUCAAACCCCAGCUGGACCAGUCGUCAGUCCUAGAACCUGAAGCACAGUCCUUCCUCUCGUCCGAUACCUCCGGCACCAUGUCUCUACCCUCUCAAACGGAGGGUGCCUCGGCCAAAACACCCGAGUCAACAUGUACUGUACCCCUCCCAGAUCCCCCUGCCUCCUGCCUCAAGUCAAGACCGGAGGGUGUCCUUGUCAACCACAGGGAGCCGCGGUCCGCCUCACGUGUGGGCCUUCGGGUGCACUUCAGACUGCCUGAGGAUGAGGAGGAGGAGGAAGAGGAGGACAGUGAGGAUGGAUCCAGCACCCAUGGGGACAUGUACCCAUCACAUAAGGCGCCACCUCCUGUUCUGGCCAAACCCAAACUGGACCCGGUCCAGCUCCAGCUCCUCCAUAACCAGGUGCUUCUGGAGCAGCAGCAGGACGGCAGCCCCGUGAGCCAGGACAAGCCAGAGCCCUCCUCCUGGUCCGGCAGACCCCUCCACGAGCCCCCAGCAGCACCACUCAACACACCCUUUACUGACUCUUUUAUUGCCCCAACCACACACGCACCUAUUCAGGCCAGACCUGCUCCAGCUCCAGCUCCAGCUCCAGCUCCAGCUCCAGCUCCAGCUCCAGCUCCAGCACCUCUGGUCAACUCCAGACCAGCUCCUCAGUUUAGCCAAGCAGCUCCUCCUGUACACACGGCUCUGUCUCCCAUGGUGCCUCGGAUAGCGUCCACCUCCGCACCUCCUGUUAGCAUGCCUGCGCCCUCAGCACCAAAGCUGGCUGCCCCUCCAGUCAGUCAAAUGCCCCCCAUGAAUCUGGCUGGCAUGAGUGUGAGCGCAGCGCCUCUGCCCCACAUGAGCAUGGCACCUCCCACCUCUACACCACGCCCCCUCAGCACCACAUUCAUGCCUGUGGUGAGCUCUCCACCUGUGCCCAUGUUCAUGACCACGCCCACACCACCCAUGAGUGGAGCUCCACCUGUGCCCAUGUUCAUGACCACGCCCACACCCCCCAUGAGUGGAGCUCCCUCUUAUCCACCCAGCAUCAGCUCCUCAAUGCUCAACAUUGCUCCUCUGACCCCUCUGUCUCCUGUGCUACCUAAAGCCCCAAUGGUCCCAUUCAGUUCACCCCAACCCCCCCACCCCCAAGCUCCAGCCCCAGCCCCUGUAUCCCAGCACAACCCCCAACAAUUUCCACCAGUGAGCUCCCUAUUCUCUAGUGCCAGCAACUCCCAGAGCUUCAGCUACACCAGACCCAAGGAGUUCAUCGCUGCCCAGACCCUCUCCCCCGUGAGAAGCCCCUCCCCCACUGAGUCCCCGGUGCCCCUGCUCCAGGAGCUCGCCGCCGAGCUCCACCUCAAGCUGGCCCGGGAAACCGGCUCCCCCCUCAGCCCUGCCUCGUCCGUCUCCAACUUCCCCACAUUUCCACGUGUCUUCCACACCAGGGUGCUUGAGCCCGCCACCAGUCCCCCUGCCUACAUCACCUCCCCGACCCUGGUGCCGCCCUCUUUCAUGACCUCCCCGUUCUUCCGAGCUCAGUCCCCCCCCCAGGCCUCCUCCCCGACCUCCAGCAGCUCCUCGCCCAGCCCCAUCCAGAACCCCGUGGCCUUCCUCAGCUCCGUCCUCCCCUCUCUCCCCUCACUCUCUUCCCAGUCCACUAACGCCAUGGGCCUGCCCAGGAGGGCCCCUAUUGUGCCUCAGAGCAUACUGAGGAAGACGGCACGAAACCAGCGGCUCCCAUCGGACGAGGAUAUCCGUGAGAAUAAAGAAUCCCUCCUUCACGAUAUUGAGAAAAAGCUGAGAUUUAAAGAAGACAUUAUACGCCAAGGGGCACAGAAGCUGACUUAUGAGGGGAAAGCAGUGAGCAGACCGCUUGGACCAAACAUUCCCACUGCAACUGUCGUUAACUAUGACGAGGAGUACAAGGUGUCGAACUUUGAGCAGAGGCUGAUGAGUGAGAUUGAGUUUCGCCUGGAGAGGACACCAGUGGAGGAGUCUGAUGAUGAGGUGCAGCAUGACGCCAUCCCCUCGGGCCGGUGCAUCGCCCCGCUCUUUGACAAGAAGCUGAAGAACUUCCGGGCCAUGGAGGGAGCUCCGCUCACACUCUCCUGUAAAGUGGUUGGAAUCCCCGUCCCAAAGGUUUACUGGUUCAAGGACGGGAAACAGAUCCUAAGGAAGAAUGUGCACUACAAGAAAGUGAGGGAAGGAGACGGUACGUGUGCUCUGUGCAUAGAAGCAGUCACAAAUGACGAUGAUGGCAACUACACAGUAAUGGCUUCCAAUCCACAGGGGAGGAUGAGCUGCUCUGGUCAUCUGAUUGUUCAAACGGGUCCUUUGCGAAGCCGGGCGACUAUCAUUCACUCUCAGAGAGUACGGGCUCGGGUCCAGGAAGUAGAGGAAGGAGAGCCGACCCAGGAGCGUUUCUUUCGACCUCACUUCCUGCAAGCUCCAGGGGACAUGGUGGCCCAUGAGGGUCGGCUCUGCAGACUGGACUGCAAGGUGAGUGGGUUGCCAAACCCAGAGAUCAUGUGGCUACUGAAUGGGCGACCCAUUUAUCCAGACUACACUCACCGGAUGCUCGUGAGAGAAAACGGCAUCCACUCUCUCGUCAUUGACCCAUUGACUCAGAAUGAUGCUGGAACCUACACCUGCAUCGCCUCCAACAAAGCUGGUCAGAGCUCCUUCUGCCUGGAGCUGAGAGUCGUGGAGAAAGAGAUGAAGCACCCACCCCAGUUUGUGGAGAAGCUCCAGAACACAGGCAUUGCCGAGGGCACCCCAGUCCGACUAGAGUGCAGGGUGGUGGGCAUGCCUCUGCCUGCCAUCUUCUGGAAGAAGGACAAUGAGACCAUUCCUCAUUCUAGGGAUCGAAUGAGCAUGCACCAGGAUGCCACAGGGUAUGUUUGCCUCCUCAUCCAGCCAACCAGGAAAGAGGAUGCUGGGUGGUACACAGUUUCAGCCAAGAACGAGGCAGGCGUCAUUUCAUGUACAUCAAGGCUAGACAUUUAUGCCCAGUGGCACCAGCACGUCCCCCUGCCCAUGAAGAAGAGCGCGCGCCCAGCCAGCCGCUACGCUGCACUGACGGGCCAAGGCCUGGACAUCAAGUCUGCCUUCCCCUCCAGCGACAACUGCCCCUUCCUCUUCGCCAGCUCGCCCACGGAGUCCAUCCUGGAGAGCGAGGAGCUGUGAGGAGAGAGGGGGGCGCCCAGGGACUCACACCCAGCCAGCUGCCAACACCUCUCCCCUCCCUUCAGACACCACCUGUAGACUCUCCUGAAACAAGUCUAUUGUGCUUUUUUUUGCAGUUUGAUUGUUUUGGUUGGCUGUGCUUUCACAGGGUAUAUUCAAGGAGAGUCAGUGUUAGUCUGCAAUGUUGUUGCUCUUUGGUCAUCUCUCUGUUUUGUUUUGUUCUCCUGUCAGGCAGUUCGUCAGUGAAGGUUGACAAUAAAGUCAUAGUUUGCUUACAGUAGUGACCUUAGUGUGGGCCUUAUCUUGCCAUAGUGUUGGGGUGGCAUAGUCCGGUAGUCUACCAGUGGCGGGCCGUGGUGGAGAGCAUGCGGUGUCAUGAGUGCCCUUCAGCAAUCUUAGCCACUCAUUUCAGAAAGCAGAGCUUGUUUGUGUGGACCCAUUACGGACCCAGCACAGGACUGACACUCAUCUCUGCACCAUUCCAAAUGAAUAACACUAGUUGCUGAACUGGUUGUUUGGCUUCAAUGCUUUCUUCACUGGCUGCCACUCGGGGUCGACCACUCACAAAUGGUCUUUGUCUUUUAUUUUUUACUUUCCAUUUGGUAUUUGAUUAACAUGUGUGUACAUGUUGUUCAGAUAACCCGGAAAUAGAUCAUAGUUUAGCACGGCUCCAAAAGACACACAAAUCAUUUGAACUGAGGCUUGAGUUUAAUCUGGUCAUUUUCCUGCUUAAUGCUAUGCAGUUUGUAAUUGAAUUCUGCAUAUUAAAAAAAAAUCCCCGUAUUCAGAUUUUGCCCACAAAUGUAGCUAAAUCCAAUAAAUGUAAAGUGAUAACACCGGUUGCAGUCAUAUUAGUCUUGCAUAUCUUAUGAACAGAUCUUAAUAUCUUAAAGAGCCACAUGACUGAUUACAUUGUUGAAAAACAUUUAUUAUUAUUAUUAUUAUUAUUAUAUUUCCAUUGUUAAAAGAUGAGCUUUACUUAAAGUGGCUGAGUGAAGGGCUCCAUAUUCAUGUGGGAAGGUAUAAUAUUGUACUGAUUCAUGUACUGAAGAUAGAAAACAGCUAUAUUUCUCUUACUAAAAGUUUGCACAACACUGUAGAUGAAAGUUUAAUAUUUAAUAUACCAUAUAUACAAUAUAUAGAAUUUGCCAUAAUGUGACUUUUUGUGACAAUUUUGUCAACAUAUAUGUGCACUCUUCAAGAAAGAUGUAUUAGACAUUAUUGAAUGGAAUUAAUUGAAAGCAGUGUAUGGUGGGUGUGUGGAUAACACUUGAGUUCAAAUAUGUUAUUUAAUAGACUGAAUGUUUUAAGGCAAAUAUUCGAUUUGUGUAAAAUUGCACCAUGUAAAAUAGAUUUCUUUUUCUGUGAAUAAAGUUCUAUUUAUUCAAA
This is a messenger RNA of Clupea harengus (Atlantic herring), 7236 nucleotides long. It is a transcript of the gene mypn, whose product is annotated as myopalladin. Lineage: Eukaryota; Metazoa; Chordata; Actinopteri; Clupeiformes; Clupeidae. Gene Ontology annotation, molecular function: protein kinase activity. The record is from RefSeq and is a predicted model, not a curated record.